UCCCAUUGGUCGGCGUGCCCGUCCGUCCGCUCAAGAGGCCGCGCGUUUUCCUGACUACCUCGGCGUGCCGUGGGGCCGCUCCUGCCAGAGCAAGCCUGAGCUGGCGCCGGCUUCUGGAAGCUCAGAGCCGGGCAGGGCCGGUAGGCGCCGAGGCUGAGCAUCGCGGGGCGGGCAGUAGUGCCGCGCGCGACCUCUGCGACCGCAACACCACCUGUCGCGGGCGAGAAGAGGUGUAAGAAAGAUGUUUUCCCGGUUAAAAGUAGCUGCCACUCCUUGUACUUUGGCAUGUCGUCAUUUACACAGGAAAGAGAAAGGCAAGCCACUCAUGUUAAAUCCAAGAACAAACAAGGGAAUGGCAUUUACGUUACAGGAGCGGCAAAUGCUUGGUCUUCAAGGACUUUUACCUCCUAAAAUAGAGACACAGGAUAUUCAAGCCUUACGAUUCCAUAAAAACUUGAAAAAAAUGAGUAGCCCUUUGGAAAAGUACAUCUAUAUUAUGGGAAUACAAGAAAGAAAUGAGAAGCUGUUUUACAGAAUACUGCAAGAUGACAUUGAAAGUCUAAUGCCAAUUGUAUACACACCAACAGUUGGCCUUGCCUGCUCCCAGUAUGGACACAUCUUUAGAAGACCUAAGGGAUUAUUUAUUUCAAUCUCAGACAGAGGUCAUGUUAGAUCAAUUGUGGAUAACUGGCCAGAAAAUCAUGUUAAGGCUGUUGUAGUGACUGAUGGAGAGAGAAUUCUGGGUCUUGGAGAUCUGGGGGUCUAUGGAAUGGGAAUUCCAGUAGGAAAACUUUGUUUGUAUACAGCUUGUGCAGGAAUACGGCCCGAGAGAUGCCUGCCUGUCUGUAUUGAUGUAGGAACUGAUAAUAAAUCACUCCUAAAAGACCCAUUUUACAUGGGCUUGUAUCAGAAACGAGAUCGUUCACAACUUUAUGAUGAUCUGAUUGAUGAGUUUAUGAAAGCAAUUACUGACAGAUACGGCCGGAACACACUUAUUCAGUUUGAAGACUUCGGAAAUCAUAAUGCAUUCAGAUUCUUAAGAAAAUACCGAGAAAAAUACUGUACCUUCAAUGAUGAUAUUCAAGGGACAGCUGCAGUUGCUCUAGCAGGUCUUCUUGCAGCCCAAAAAGUUAUAAGUAAACCCAUCUCAGAACACAAAAUCUUAUUCCUUGGAGCAGGAGAGGCUGCUCUUGGAAUUGCAAAUCUUAUAGUUAUGUCUAUGGUAGAAAAUGGCCUCUCAGAAGCAGAGGCACAAAAGAAAAUCUGGAUGUUUGACAAGCAUGGUUUAUUAGUUAAGGGGCGGAGUGCUAAAGUUGAUAGCUAUCAGGAACCAUUUGCUCACCCAGCCCCAGAUAGCAUACCUGAGAAUUUUGAAGAUGCAGUGAAUAUACUUAAGCCUUCAGCUAUUAUUGGAGUUGCAGGUGCUGGCCGACUUUUUACUUCUGAUGUAAUCAAAGCCAUGGCCCGUAUCAAUGAAAGGCCUGUGAUAUUUGCAUUGAGUAAUCCUACAGCACAGGCUGAGUGCACACCUGAAGAAGCAUAUACACUUACAGAGGGAAGGUGUUUGUUUGCCAGUGGCAGUCCAUUUGGGCCAGUAAAACUCCAAGAUGGACGAGUCUUCACACCAGGUCAAGGAAACAAUGUCUAUAUUUUUCCAGGUGUGGCUUUAGCUGUUAUUCUCUGUGAAACCCGACAUAUCAGUGACAAUGUUUUCCUAGAAGCUGCAAAGGCACUGACAAGUCAACUCACAGAUGAAGAGUUAGCCCAGGGAAGACUUUACCCACCACUUGCUAAUAUUCAGGAAGUUUCUAUUAACAUUGCUAUUAAA
This is a messenger RNA of Castor canadensis (American beaver), 1828 nucleotides long. The record is from RefSeq and is a predicted model, not a curated record. Lineage: Eukaryota; Metazoa; Chordata; Mammalia; Rodentia; Castoridae.